AUGGUUAAUUUAGAGGAAUUUAAUUUACCACCAAAUUCUACUUUCUUAACAAAAAAUUUAGGCACACAUUUGAGUUUCGCCGAAAUUUCUCUUUUAUCGCAUUUAUUUAAUCCCAGAUUACUAAUUUAUAUAUUUGACAAUGAGGUGAAAAUCAGAACUCACGAUGAAGAGGAUGAGAAAAAAUUAGAAGAAUUAGGGGAGAGCUUAGACGAUGAUAAGAAGUAUGAGCCAAUAUCUGAAGAGGGUACUGAAGCUGAGCCACGUCAAUUGAAAUCAAAACGAAGCAGAAAUAAUAAAAGCAAGUCUUUGAGAAGGCGAAAAGCAGCCAAAAAGGCAAAAAAGCCCAAACGAUCUAAAAAAACCAAAAAAUCAAGAAGCAAGAAAAGGAAAAACAAAAAACGUAAAAGUUUACGUUCAAGCCCGGCGGUUGAACCUGAACCUGAACCUGAACCUGAACCUGAAACACCAACUCCAGCUACUGAUCCUGAACCUGAAACAACAACUGAAGAAAGUAAAGAGUCUGUGUUGGAAGAUUCUGAAACUUCUAUUUUACCAGAAUUAAAGGAAGAAGAGGAUUUGGAAAAGGUAGUUGAGAAUAAACUCGAUAAAACCAAGAGAUACUGGGACUCUGACAUUCUGGAGCCUGAGCAUGUAAUAAACGAAUGGCUUGCAAUUUCUGACGGGAAGAAAUAUGAUCCUCAAACUGACGUUAAGUUCCCCUUCUUAACUGAUGAUGAGAAUGACUACGAUCGGUACUAUAUAAGUAAGAAGUUGAAGAAACGAGACAGCCCACUUAACAAAUAUAAGUCUGGAUCUAAAUUCAAAUCCGACGAAGGGUUAAGUACUAACUAUGUGAUUCCUAUCAUUAUAGAAGACGAAUUACUAAGAGCGACUAAUCCAGACACUAAAGAGGAUGAGUUGGAAAACAUGAUAAUUAAUGGAAAAUUUAAGCAAAAUUACCGAGGGAGGGUAGUAAACCAGAAUUCGGAAAGUGAUGAGCUAGAAACUGGUGAUGAAAAUUAUGAUUUACAGGAGUACCCUGGAUCAUAUUCUUCCGAAUCUAUGGGAUCAUACUCAAAGGCGGAUACUGACGGUAUUAUAAAUAGCUAUGGAGAAUCGAUUUCAACUAACGAAGAAACAACUGAUUAUGAGAAUAAUUUAAGUGUGGAUGAAUAUGGAGAUGGAGUGGGUCCUGGUGGGAAAACUGACUCAGACAUGUCAGACAUGGUUAGUGGUCAGGAAGAACAAGUGAAUGCCCCUGAUAGUAUGAACGAGGAAGGUGAGACUGCUAAAGAUUCCGAAUGGGAGUUUGGAAAUAUGGACCUAUUUGAUGAAACGGGGGAGAGUGGUGAAAAUGUAGAUAAUUUAUCUAAAAAGGACUGUAAGAAAGAGUUAAAAAAUCUUAAAAAGAAAUACGAAACGAAACUUAAAAAAAUCAAGAAGUUAGCUUCUCGAUAG
Theileria parva strain Muguga is the source of this 1458-nucleotide messenger RNA. RefSeq lists its product as uncharacterized. The transcript has 3 exons. Bases 1 to 1458 code for a protein of 485 amino acids. Lineage: Eukaryota; Apicomplexa; Aconoidasida; Piroplasmida; Theileriidae. The record is from RefSeq and is a predicted model, not a curated record.